This is a messenger RNA of Sarcophilus harrisii (Tasmanian devil), 1810 nucleotides long. It is a transcript of the gene BIN3, whose product is annotated as bridging integrator 3. NCBI's taxonomy places the organism in Eukaryota, Metazoa, Chordata, Mammalia, Dasyuromorphia, Dasyuridae. Gene Ontology annotation, cellular component: cytoplasm; actin cortical patch. Gene Ontology annotation, molecular function: lipid binding; protein binding. The transcript has 10 exons. The record is from RefSeq and is a predicted model, not a curated record. The coding region runs from base 353 to 952 and encodes 199 amino acids. Gene Ontology annotation, biological process: endocytosis; actin cortical patch localization; plasma membrane tubulation.
CGUCACUUCCUGGAGACGGCCCGAAUCCGGAAGUGGCCGUGGCAAAGCGGGCCGAGGCCUGGGCCGGGGGCCGCGCCUGGUGGCUCUGACAGCGGGGCCGCCGUCAUGAGCUGAUAGACAUCACAUCUUGCAACAUCCCUGCAAGAAAAUCUCUUUCUUUGAGUUGAAGAUAGUUUUCAGCAGUACCUUCUACUUAUGGAUUCCAUUCAAGAUUGGGCAGCCCAAGAAACAGAUUGUUCCCAAGACAGUGGAGAGAGACUUUGAAAGAGAAUAUGGAAAACUUCAGCAGCUGGAAGAUCAGACCAAGAAGCUGCAGAAGGAUCUGAAGAAGAGUACCGAUGCGGAUCUGGCCAUGUCCAAAUCAGCUGUGAAGAUCUCUUCUGAUCUCCUCUCCAAUCCACUUUGUGAGCAAGACCAGGAAUUUUUAAACAUGGUGACUGCACUAGAUACAGCCAUGAAAAGGAUGGAUGCCUUUAACCAGGAAAAGGUGAACCAGAUCCAAAAGACAGUGAUUGAACCCUUAAAAAAGUUCGGUAGUGUCUUCCCCAGCCUCAACAUGGCCGUAAAGAGACGGGAACAGGCUCUGCAAGACUAUAAACGGCUGCAGUCCAAAGUGGAAAAGUAUGAGGAAAAGGAAAAGACGGGACCAGUCCUGGCCAAGCUCCACCAGGUACGAGAAGAGCUCCGGCCUGUGAAGGAUGACUUUGAAGCUAAGAACAGACAACUCCUGGAAGAAAUGCCUCGUUUCUACAGCAGCCGCCUUGACUACUUCCAGCCAAGUUUUGAGUCCCUGAUCCGGGCCCAGGUUGUAUACUACACUGAGAUGCACAAGAUCUUCAGGGACUUAACCCAACAGCUAGACCAGCCUGGUCACACAGAUGAGCAGAGGGAGCAGGAGAAUGAGACGAAACUGAGCGAGCUCCGAGCCCUUUCCAUUGUGGCUGAUGACUGAAUUCUACACAGAAUCAACCCUUCCCACUCCCCCUUCCCCCCGGGAGCAGAGCUCCUCCUGCUAUAUAUACCUUCAGACCCAGUAAAGCCAGCACUGUGGUAAAGGGCAAUAGCCACUGUAAAACUUUGCCAUGACCCACUGGAAAAACCACAAAGGCAUCAGCCUGCUACCUUUUACUGGCCCUUAGACUAAGUCUAACCUUCUUAUUGGAGAGCUACACCCCCCCACACACACAACCCUCAGGUUGCAGGUGGUCUCAUUUUAUUGCUGUACCAUUGUAUUUGCUUAGAGCCAGAUAUUCUAUGUACAUUAGUGUAAAAGGAACAGCAAUAAGGGCUUUUGUUUCCAAAAUAACUGGCCCAACAUCUAUUUACAUCCUCAGCCCAGAGCUUUAGGUAACUUGAAUCCAGCAGCAGCAGAUGUGUAAACAAUUCAGCUUAGGCUGGGCCAGAACAUUUAAAUCUUGAAGUCAGGGAGUUUUUUUGCCUAGAAUGCCGAUUUGCUUUGGCACUCUAGCCUUGCUUCUGCUGAUGAACCUUUCACUUCAAAAGGCAUUUUGUCUGAGUUAGAGAUAUGGUAAAUAACUUGAGGGGACAAACCCAAAGUUGUCCAGAAGUUUUUUUCUUCUUCCUAGUCUUUGUCCUGUACCUCAACCAAGGGAAGAGUUCUAAGUUUCCCACUUCUGGAGUCUGGGAUCUAGUUUAGUUUAAUGUAAUGUAAUGUAAAUUUCAUGCUGUUUUUCUAUUCACCUGUCAACUCAGGAGCCCCAUGGAAAGGGUGCAAAGUCUGGGCUCCCCUGACUUCCAAUACUGGGGAUUUUAUUUUUUCAAGGAAAUGUAAAAUAAAUCUGGAACAUAU